GUGUGAAGGAGGGGGGUGUAGAGGCGUGUUGCUAAGAGCAAAUUUGUAUAAAAGAGCCAAAAAGAGCAGCCCUCUGGAGCAGCCUGUGGGAGUCAGAGCAACCUGAGGAAUUCAACAAUCACCCAAAGACAUUCAGAAAGUUCUCUGUCCUGCAGCGUGGAUCUGCUGCUUGAAAGAGAGCCAACUUCUUGAGCUGAUUUUUUCUGAUGGAUGGAUUUAGCUGCACUCCAGUUUGACCAGCUGUCCUGCUGCUGUCAUUUCCAGAUGUGUCUACAUCAGGGAUUUAAACUCUAGAAGAUAUCUGGACCACCGUGGGAGAAUUUAAAGACAAACGUUACUUUCACUGCAGCAUCUGGCAUCUCCAUCAUGAGGAGGUCUCGUCCAUUCCCUGACUGGCUCCCAGCUGUCGGUUUGGUCCUCUGCCUCGUCCAAAGUGCGUUGGCCACGGCCCUCACAAACUCCUCCAGGCUCGAGUCCAUUCUAGACAAGUAUAGGCACCAGGAUGAGAAGUGGUGGAAGGCCAGAUCGAGAGGGAGGAGGGCAAUCAGCGAGGGAGACAAGCACCUCAUCCUCGAAAUGCACAACAAGCUGCGUGGUCAGGUUUACCCUCCUGCCUCCAACAUGGAGCACAUGGUUUGGGAUUAUGAAUUAGAGAGGAGUGCAGAACACUGGGCACAUACCUGCCGAUGGGAACAUGGACCGAGCCACAUGUUGACACAAAUAGGCCAGAACCUAGGAGCCCACUGGGGCAGGGACAGACCACCCACCUACCAUGUCCAGGCCUGGUACGAUGAGGUGAGGUACUACAGUUAUCCAUACUCUCAGGAGUGUAACCCACACUGUCCAUUCAGGUGUUCAGGACCUGUUUGUACUCACUACACUCAGCUGGUGUGGGCAACUAGUAAUCGUAUUGGUUGUGCCAUCAAUAUAUGUUAUAACAUGAAUGUCUGGGGGAUGAUCUGGGCCAAAGCCGUGUAUCUGGUCUGUAACUACUCUCCACCGGGAAACUGGUGGGGUCAUGCUCCGUACAAAUAUGGUUCACCAUGUUCCGCCUGUCCAGCAAGUUACGCUGGUGGCUGCAGGAACAAUCUGUGUUACAAAGACGGGGGCAUGGACUGGCGUCCCGCUCCUGAGAUAGAGGAGACCAACUACAUCGAACCGGACCCAGAGCCAGUGAGGGACAGGGAACCCCAAUCAAGGGCCCAGGCACCAAACCCAUCAUCUAACGACAACGGUGAAAGAAACCAGGUUACCAGCACAGAUCAGAUGUCCCAACAGGUUGAAUGUGAAACCAAGCUGAGGGACCGGUGCAAAGGAACGACCUGUAACAGAUAUGAAUGUCCCCCUGGUUGUCUGGAGAGGCCUGGACGAGUAGUUGGGACUGACUACUAUGAUAUGCAAUCAAGUGUGUGUGGUGCUGCACUACACGCUGGGGUCAUUGACAAUGAUGGAGGAUGGUUGGAUGUAACCCGACUGGGUAGGAAACAAUAUUUUACCAAAUCGUACAAGAAUGGAGUUCAGUCUUUUGGGAAAAACAGAAGUGCAAACUCAUUUAAGGUCAAGUCCGUUCCUGUCAAGGCAGUACGAUGUGAUACCACAGUGUCACUUUUCUGUCCUUUCAAGAAGCCAGUUCGACAUUGUCCCAGACUGUAUUGCCCCAGAAGCUGUUUGCAUGACGGUCAAGCUCGAGUCUUUGGGACAAACUACUAUUCAGACAAAUCCAGUAUCUGUAAAGCAGCUAUCCAUGCAGGAGUGAUCCAGAAUGAGUCAGGAGGAUACCUUGAUGUGAUGCCAGUGGACAAAAGACAGCAAUACAGCGGAAGUCACCAGAAUGGUGUUUCAUCAGAGAGCAUACCAAACCCCACGGGAGGAAAAGCCUUCAAAGUGUUUGCAGUCAUCUGAAAAAGUGCCUUCCGAAGACAAAGUACCUUCAAACAUGGCCGCCUCACAUCCAACAAGCCCACCCAUUUUGAUGUAGAACCUACAAUUAUGCUACAAUAAAUGAAUCGGCUUUUCCAACUGAAACUUAAAAUUUAAUUAGGUCAGUAACUUACUCUCCAGCUUGGCAAAGCAUAUCUGGUGAAUUAUGGCCUUUCGUGUCUGUUGCUCUGAACUUUUUUAAUUUACCAUACCCUUGGGCCUGCCGUGCAUCUUUGGCUGACAUUAUUUCAUUACAUCACAUCUUUAAACACUUACAUUUAAAUAAAAUAUUUAUAUAUUUAUAUAUUAAGUUAACACCAAUCCAACCUAUAAUUUCAGCUCUUAGUGGUUAAAAGACUGAUAUUACAUCUUUUUACAGAGUAAUUCAAGAUGUCCUUACAUCAUUCUCAUAACCGACACAAAUAUAGGUCAGUUUAGAACAGCUGCAACCAAAGAUCAUUAAUUAUAACACGCUACAGCAUUAUAGUCUUCUUUAGUUCAACCAGGCUGUUAGUUGUACAGUGUAAAAAUAAUUUUGAACAGUUCUCUUUACUGUUCAGAUAUUCAUUUGUUUAUAAAACUAAAAAGAGGAUUUAAAAUUUCCCAUUAAAGCAAAUCUUGCAUCAGAUAACAAUUUAAAGAUCUCAUCACCGGUGUAACAGCAGAAGAGCUGCAUGUAAUAAUCCACCUCUACAUAAUUUCCUUUUAGUAAACAGAGGUAAAUGCCUAUUGUAUAUUUUUGUACAUUUUAUCAUUGUACAUAAUAUUGAAUUUGUGACUCGUCUUUGUUUUGUUUUCAUACGUUUAGAAAUGUUAAAAUUCCUGCAUGCAAUUACUUGUAUUUGUGUUUUUGGUAGGAAGAUCUAAUCAACCUUAUUGUCAGUUGUAAAAAUUGUACAUAACAUGUUUUUAUUGUUUGCUGCAUUUUUGAGCUUCUGUUCAUAUAUGUGUUGUAAUAAACCCUGGCUGGCCAGGUGUAUGCACGGCAGAAUAAUUAAAGUUAAGCUUCUCUUUUGUACUAUACAUACUUUUACAUUUAUUCAAUAAAUGAUUUAACUAUGACCUUAA
Messenger RNA from Nothobranchius furzeri (turquoise killifish), 2988 nucleotides. Its product is annotated as cysteine-rich secretory protein LCCL domain-containing 1. The record is from RefSeq and is a predicted model, not a curated record. Lineage: Eukaryota; Metazoa; Chordata; Actinopteri; Cyprinodontiformes; Nothobranchiidae. Gene Ontology annotation, cellular component: extracellular region.